UUGGGGAUCCUUCAGUGGCUUUUCACUUGCAUGAACACAACCGUAGACCCCCCCAGGAUCUAAAGAUGUGGACAGAAGUCGGAAAGCUUGUGCUAUUCCAUUUGUUACUCAUGGAGCUCCAUUACGCUAAAGGAACUAAUACAGAGACAGAGUGUGAAGCAGGACAGUUUCAGUGCAAGAACGGACGGUGCAUCCCGACCCUGUGGAGAUGUGAUGAUGAUGAUGAUUGCUCAGACAGCAGCGAUGAGGAGAACUGUCCAAAAACGACAUGUGCGACCACGGACUUUGCCUGUAAGAAUGGACAGUGCGUCCCUGCCAGGUGGCGCUGUGAUGGAGAGCCGGAGUGUGCAGACGGUUCAGACGAAGCUGACGCAAUCUGCAGCCGACAGACCUGUCCGCCUGAGAAGUUUGAUUGCGGAGGGGCUGCCAGCAAAUGCGUUUCGUUGUCAUGGCGAUGCGACGGAGAGAGGGACUGUGAGAACGGGGCAGAUGAGGACCAGUGCGCUGCAGAUGCCAAGGCCUGCCCCUCCAAAGAUUUCCAGUGCCGUAAUGGGAAGUGUGUGGCACCAAUCUUUGUGUGUGAUGGCGACGAUGACUGCGGGGACGCCAGCGACGAGGAGAAGUGCAUGGCUCUCACCUGCGGCCAGCACGAGUUCCGCUGCAAUGACUCUGAGUGCAUUCCCGCCCUGUGGAGUUGCGACGGCGACCCGGACUGCAAGGAUAAGUCGGACGAGUCCAUGGAGCGCUGCAGCCGGAGGACGGAGCCCCAGAAGCCUCGCUGCCCAGUGGGAGAGUUCCAGUGUGGCAGCGGGGAGUGUGUCCACAUGAACUGGAAGUGUGACGGAGACGCGGACUGCAAAGAUAAAUCGGAUGAAGCAAACUGUGCUCUGCUUACAUGUCGACCUGAUGAGUUCCAGUGUGGCGAUGGAUCCUGUAUCCACGGCACCAAACAGUGUAAUAAAGUUCACGACUGUCCGGACUACAGUGAUGAAGCUGGCUGUGUCAACAUUACAAAGUGUGACGGGCCAAGAAAGUUCCGCUGUAAGAACGGGGAGUGUAUUGACAGCAGCAAGGUGUGUGACAAUGUGAAAGACUGCAAGGACUGGUCUGAUGAACCGAUGAAGGAGUGUGGCCUGAAUGAGUGUGCAGACAAUAAUGGCGGCUGCUCCCACAUCUGCAGGGACCGCGGAAUUGGUUAUGAGUGCGACUGUCCUUCUGGGUACAAACUCCUGGACAAAAAGACUUGUGGAGAUAUAGAUGAAUGUGAGAACCCAGAUGCCUGCAGUCAGAUCUGCAUCAACUACAAAGGAGAUUAUAAGUGUGAAUGCUACGAAGGCUACGAGAUGGACCCUGCCUCUAAGACCUGCAAGGCUGUCGGAAAGAGUCCGUACCUGAUGUUCACCAAUCGCCAUGAGAUCCGUCGCAUUGACCUGCUGAAGAAUGAAUACACACAGGUGGUUCCCACACUGAAGAACGCAGUGGCCCUGGAUGUAGACGUGUCCACCAACAAGAUGUUCUGGUGUGAUCUAUAUCAUCGUAAAAUAUACAGUGCUUACAUCAACAAGGCCAGUGACUCAUCGCAGCAAGUGACUCUCAUCGACUCGCUCCACUCUCCCGAGGGCCUGGCCGUCGACUGGGUCCACAAGAACAUCUACUGGACCGACUCCGGCAACAAGAGCAUCUCCGUCGCCACAGGAGACGGCAGGAAGAGAAAAGUGCUGAUAGCCACUGAGCUGAGCGAGCCGCGGGCCAUCGCAGUGGAUCCAUAUCAAGGGUUCAUGUACUGGUCAGAUUGGGGAGGUCAGGCCAAAAUUGAGAAGGCCGGGAUGAAUGGAGUGGACCGACAAGUUCUGGUGUCCGAACACAUCGAGUGGCCCAAUGGAAUCACCCUGGACUUGUCUAACAGACGUCUCUACUGGGUGGACUCCAAGCUGCACCUGCUGUCCAGUGUGGAUCUGAAUGGAGACAACCGCAAAGUGCUGCUGUCCUCCCUUCACCACCUGGGACACCCCUUUGCCCUCACUGUGUUUGAGGAUCGCAUAUAUUGGACAGACUUGGAGGAUGAAGCGAUAUACAGUGCCAACCGACUGACGGGACACGAUGUGGUAAAGGUGGCAGAGCACCUCAACAACCCUCUGGACCUGGUGGUGUUUCAUGAACAGAGGCAACCCAAGGCCCAAGAUACCUGCAACAUCGGCAGUCUGCCUAACGGUGGCUGUGAAUACCUCUGCCUGAAGGCCCCCCAGAUCACAGACCACUCUCCCAAGUACACCUGUGCCUGUCCUGAUGGCAUGGAGCUGGGACCAGACAUGAGGCGCUGUGCUAUAGUUCGACCCAGAACAACCACAACAGCUGCUCCAACCACCACCACCAGCAGCAUCAUCACCACCACAACUCCCACCACAACCACUGCAACAAGCGCUUCAGCAACUAGCACAACUGCUACCACCACCACGACUCCCCCCACCACCACCUCCACCUCCGCUUCCACCACAAGCUCCAGCACCACCACCUCUGCUGCUGUGACACUCAAGCCCACAACCAGACGCCUGUCGACAUCUCAGACCCCCCGGAGAACCUCCACGGAGCAGCCUCGGACCCCCGCUGCCACGAGUACAGAGACGACCAGUUUCAGCAGCACAAGUCAGACGUCCACAUCCACAUCCACACACACACCUCUACUGGGUCCCGUGGCCCCCAACAGCAUUCAGAGAGAGAGCAACGCCAACCUCUCCCACAGAGGUAAGGAUCAUGCUGCGAGUGAUCACUACCUCAUAGGUAACAACAUCACAGUAGCUGUUCUGGGGAUAGUCAUUCCUAUCGUCCCUAUCCUUGCCACAGUGGUCAUCGGAUUACUCUGCACCGGCGGGUACCUGGUUUGGCGCAACUGGCGACGCAAGAACACCAAGAGCAUGAACUUCGACAACCCUGUCUACCGCAAAACCACGGAGGAUGACGACGACGAAAUCCACAUCGGGCGACACAGCGAGUCCAUUGGUCACGUGUAUCCAGCAGUGAGUGGCAGCCACAGUCAGCCAUUCAUAGCCCUUCCUCUAGGGGGCGGCGUCACAGACAGCAACUCUCACUGGUACUCAGGGGCACCGAUGCUCUCCAGCGGAAAAUGAGAGAAGUUGCAGAGGAAAGGAAGGAGUGUGGAAUAUUUGGGAUAUGGAAGCAUGGGCGGGGGUUUUUGGAAAAGCCCGUUUGUUGUACAUGUAGGCCUGGUGGAAAGAAAGAACAGGCUUGCACACACGCACGCCCACAAUCUCACACAUCAUUUUUGCAGUAAUCACUGAAAACAGCAAUCCUACACACACAUAAGCCCUUCACGAGUACAUCAUAUUCACAUUGAUUUCACCUUCAUGACCAUAAUCAUACAGUACAUAUUUUUAUCACAUCUUUGUUGCCAACCUGCCAUCCCAUGUACUUGUACAUUGUGUUAGUCUUUCCGGUGGUUGAAGUGUUUGUUACUGGGCGACAUAUUUUUUAUGAGGCCCCCUUUUCCUGACAAAACUCCUUACAUAGAUACAUAGCAGCUGAUGCAAAAGUGAAUCUUUCUCAAUGUGGUAGCUUCCAAUGUUAGUGUUGAAAGGUCUUUGAGGACAAAGAGGACGAGCUGACCGAGAGGACAGCAGAGCACGCGACCAUUCUGCAAAUAAAUUAGAUUUGUUUUUGGGGUGGAUAGUAGCAUCAUAAUGUUGCCCUCGAUUUAAUGUUUCCGUUACAGUGUAAAUAAGACACGGCAAAAAUAAUUGAUCUCAUAUUCUAUCUUGAGUGCAGUUGCAGAAACCAUGAAUCUCCUCAUUUCAUCAGUUGCAGGCUACACUGUUGAUUUCUUAUUGAUUCAAAUGCAUUUUUUGAGAACCGCUUAUUAGGAAUGAAGCUUUCUACAAUGUCCGGAAGCAGUGCCAGCUGUGAGGCGCACAAACUAUUUUUUAAACGUAUCAGACCCUUAUGACAUGUAUUUCAUAUAUGUGUUGCUUUAGCUAUCGGAAAGCAAGCAGGGAAGGGCAGCCAAAAGGGAUUAUAGGGGGGUGGGAGUCUAGCGCUUUGAUCGGUUGGCAUGGUAACACACAUUUCUUUGUGUUGCUCCAGAGAGAAAGAAGGCAAAGAAUUCUGUGUACCAUUGGCAUGAUGGCAGGCUGCGCACACACACACUGGGGAAACAGGUGCACAAGUCAUAUUGAGAUUCAAGGUCAAAUUAGCAACCACUCUCGAUGAUGGGGAUGUGAGGGAACUUCCUCUCCCUCUCUCAUCUUUUAUAAUUUACAUCUGCACAAAUCUCUUUUAUUGUCUUCUAUUUUCUUUUACAUGUUUUCUUCCUCGUCUGUCCUCUUCUUUCCUCUACUCUCACCUCCUUUCCUUUUGUGGCAGUUUGGCAACUCAGACAGCCAGAGAAAUCAGGCUGGCAUCAUUUGGGCCAGACAUUUUCAGCCGUAGGCAAGCAUCCUGCAUUCCUCGCAGAGGAGCAGCCAGAGAAGCAGGGAAUGAAUAAGGGAGGGAAUUGGAAAGAGGAGAAGAGGAAGGUCAGGGACAAGAGGGAGAAGGAGAAUGGUUUAUAUAGGAACCUGCCAUUUCUGUUUCUGGGUGCCAUCUAGACUUGAAUCUCUCUUUUUCUCCUGAUUUCUUUCUUUAUUCUCCGUCCAUCAUGCUACUUCUGUUUCUUUUUGUGUAUCUCUCUCUGUGUAUCUCUCUCUCUC
Cottoperca gobio is the source of this 4700-nucleotide messenger RNA. It is a transcript of the gene lrp8, whose product is annotated as low density lipoprotein receptor-related protein 8, apolipoprotein e receptor. The record is from RefSeq and is a predicted model, not a curated record. Gene Ontology annotation, cellular component: plasma membrane; signaling receptor complex. The coding region runs from base 66 to 3125 and encodes 1019 amino acids. Lineage: Eukaryota; Metazoa; Chordata; Actinopteri; Perciformes; Bovichtidae. Gene Ontology annotation, molecular function: calcium ion binding; protein binding. The transcript has 18 exons.